CCAUUUGUAAACUUUUGUUGUAUAUAAAAAUUCUUGAGUUAUUUUGCAUAUUAUAACCAAUUGAGCAUUCCCAUUAGUCAUUCAAACAAACAUGAGUCUCUCUCUGAGGCAGGAGUUCUCUCUGGACAAAGGGAAAAGAAGAAAGAGAAGAGAACUUGGUGAAGAACAAAAACAAGAAAUAAAAGAGGCAUUCGAACUGUUUGACACUGAUAAGGACAGAGCUAUUGACUAUCAUGAGCUGAAGGUCGCCAUGAGAGCAUUAGGGUUCGAGGUGAAAAAAGCUGAUGUUCUCAAAGUACUACGUGAUUAUGAUCGUGAGGGAACUGGGAAAAUAAGCUUUGAGGAUUUCAAUGAAGUCAUGACCGACAUGAUGCUGGAGAGAGACCCACAAGAGGAAGUAGCUAAAGCUUUUAAGUUGUUCGAUGAUGAUGAAACUGGAAAAAUCAGCCUAAGGAAUCUCAGAAGAGUAGCAAGGGACCUUGGUGAGAAUAUGACUGAUGAAGAGCUGCGGGCAAUGAUUGAUGAGUUUGAUAGAGAUGGCGAUGGAGAAAUCAAUGGAGAUGAAUUCAUUUCUAUAAUGACGGGUGACACAUAAGGAAAAACUCCUGUCAUGACAUGUGGAUUGUGAAAUACUGGGCGAUACUUAAGCAGCAUUUUAAUUAACAUUAACUAUGGAUACAAAAAUACAACAGAUGAGUCAAACAAUCUAAGGCAGUCAGUCUGCCUUUAUGUGACAAUACAACAAUCCGGAGCAUACUACAUGAAACAGAAAUUUCAAGAAAACUGGAUAUUACAGUAAAUAAAAUCUGUAUAUAUGGAACUCUCUCCUUAGUAAGUAAUGGUGAAAAUUGUUCCUCAAGACAAGUCGAAGUGUUCCUUUCAGAGAGUCUUCAUUAACAUGCAAGUUAAUGGGACUUGGUUCUUUAGAAAGUUUAUCAAUGCAGUGAUUUGGUCCUUACAGAGAGGUGUUCCUUCAGACAGGUUUUGCUGUACUUUAUAAAUGUUUUGUUUUCAUUUGGAAUGUGUUCUUGAGUUUGUUCCUCUACAUCGGGUAUGCGGCCAAUCUGCAACAGUACCAUACGGUACGGUUUUGGUUAUGGUACUGUACGGUACCAUUUUGGUUAUGGUACUGUACGGUACUGUGAAAUAUGGUACCAUAUGGUACUGGGGACUAAAAUGGUACUGUAGGGUACUGUGAACAGUGUACAUCGCCAUAUGCAAACGGUGCCAUACUCUUAAAUGUUCUGUACAGUAUUGUGAUUUUAGAGUGCCGAUUGGGGU
Molecule: messenger RNA, 1281 nt
Organism: Owenia fusiformis
Lineage: Eukaryota; Metazoa; Annelida; Polychaeta; Sabellida; Oweniidae
Source: the annotation of a GenBank genome assembly